Messenger RNA from Scedosporium apiospermum, 6678 nucleotides. RefSeq lists its product as uncharacterized. Gene Ontology annotation, molecular function: ATP binding; protein binding; hydrolase activity, acting on acid anhydrides. Bases 1 to 6678 code for a protein of 2225 amino acids. The record is from RefSeq and is a predicted model, not a curated record. The transcript is spliced from 11 exons. Gene Ontology annotation, biological process: protein phosphorylation; double-strand break repair via synthesis-dependent strand annealing; reciprocal meiotic recombination. Gene Ontology annotation, cellular component: nucleus; COPI vesicle coat. NCBI's taxonomy places the organism in Eukaryota, Fungi, Ascomycota, Sordariomycetes, Microascales, Microascaceae.
AUGCAGCCCUCAAAAUCCACGUACAUAAUUCCCUCCACCACCAUCAGGAGGCUCCUGGACUCUUUUGAAGUCGUCGGUCCUCAUGGAAAACAUAUUGCGCUCGCUCUCCAAGCUUCGCAAAUGAGCCUCGGUGAUCUGAAUGCCGUGUUCAUGGAUGGACGUGGCUUUGAUGAGGAUUUCGUCAAGGCUGCUAUCAAGGAGCUCCUAGAGGCCGUCGAGUUCCUUCAUACAAAGGUACAAGCGGUGCAUACUGAUAUACAUCCGGGAAACCUCCUCCUUGGCUUAGACGAUAACUCUCUUUUCAAAACAAUGGAAGACACCGAGCUUUCCAGUCCCGUUCCCCGCAAAGAACUCUCAGACCGAACUAUAUACUUCUCUCGUCUCAUGAAGCCGAAAUUCGGCCCACUCCUUCUCUCCGACUUUGGAGAGGUGAGAGUGGGACCUGGUCCUCAUGCUGGAGACAUCAUGCCGAUCCAGUACAGAGCCCCCGAAUGCCUCCUAUGGAUCCAAUGGAGUUACCCUGUCGAUAUUUGGAGUGUCGGACUCACUGCGUGGGAUCUCCUCGAAGAUAAGACGCUGUUUAGCGCCUGCAAAGAAGAUGGGAGCCUUUCAGAUGGGGCUCACUUCGCUGAACUCAUCGCUGCCCUGGGCCCACCACCUCCUGAGCUCCUGAACCGGCAUCACAAGAGAGCGCUGGAGUACUGGGAUAAAAACGGUAACUGGGGAGGGUUUGUUCCUAUUCCAGCAGAAAGGACCUUGAAGAUGGCCGAGACGAAGCUGAAGGACAACGCCAUAUUUCUUCAGUUCAUGCGGAGGGCCCUCGCUUGGGAUCCGAGCAAGCGCCCCACUGCGAAGGAACUGUUGCAGGACCCGUGGCUGUCCUGGACCAGCAUCGAACGACUAGCACUCGCCAAUCGAGAUCCGAACAAGUUCCCAGUAUUUCAGGUCAAGGAUAAAGACACCAUCUUCAGGAAGCGGUUUUCUGUGCCUUUGAUCAACAAGCAGGUUGGGGGCUACAAUGCGAACCGGCCGCCCCCUACACUGGGUCUUCGCCAGGGCGCCGUUUUUGUUCCCAGACCUUUACAUGACCCCAGCGGCGAGUUCGCCAUCGUCUUGUACGAUCCCACCAUACAUGACAAGCCGAAGCCCAAACCUGCCGCAGAAGUUGAAGAAAAGAAGCAGGAAGCUGCGACGAAGCUCGAUGCCCCUCUUGUCCACAAAAGCCUCGCCGAAAUUCUUGGCAUCAAGAAGAAGGUUGAAGGCGAGCAUCCGCGGGUUCCCGUUGUUAUUGACCCUAGGCUUGCAAAGGUCUUGCGACCCCAUCAGAUCGAGGGUGUCAAAUUCAUGUACAAUUGCGUGACAGGAAUGAUUGAUGAGAAAGCCAAUGGUUGCAUCAUGGCUGACGAAAUGGGUCUUGGGAAAACCCUCCAAUGCAUCACGCUCUUGUGGACCCUGCUGAAGCAGUCUCCCGAUGCUGGAAAAUCGACUAUCCAGAAGGCAAUCGUGGCUUGCCCCUCCAGUUUGGUGAAAAACUGGGCCAAUGAGCUGGUCAAGUGGCUUGGUGAGGAUGCCAUUACGCCCUUCGCUAUUGACGGAAAGGCGAGCAAGGAAGAGUUGACGCGCCAGCUUCGGCAAUGGGCCAUUUCGUCCGGACGCUCGGUCACCCGUCCGGUCAUAAUCGUGUCUUAUGAGACGUUGCGUCUAAACGUCGAAGAGCUCAAACACACAAAAAUCGGCCUCAUGCUGUGCGAUGAGGGCCAUCGGCUGAAGAAUGGUGACAGCCAAACUUUCAGUGCACUAAACAACCUUAACGUGACCCGCCGUGUCAUCCUCUCGGGAACGCCGAUUCAAAACGAUCUAUCAGAGUACUUUUCGCUGAUCAGCUUUGCCAACCCAGAUCUCCUUGGUUCUCGCCUCGAGUUCCGAAAGAGAUUCGAGAUACCCAUUCUCCGGGGUCGUGACGCUGAUGCAUCAGAGUCCGAACGAAAAAAAGGAGACGAGUGCCUGAGCGAACUUCUGGGAAUCGUCAACAAGUUCAUCAUUCGUAGGACAAACGACAUUUUGUCCAAAUAUCUCCCGGUCAAGUACGAGCAUGUCGUUUUCUGCAACCUGGCGCCGUUCCAGCUCGAUCUGUACAAUUAUUUCAUCACUAGCCCGGAUAUCCAAGCGCUCCUGCGAGGCAAGGGUAGCCAGCCUUUGAAAGCCAUCAACAUUUUGAAGAAGCUUUGCAACCAUCCUGACUUGCUUAACCUGGCCGACGAUCUUCCCGGCUCGGAGCAGUGCUACCCUGAAGACUAUGUUCCGAAGGAAUCGAGGGGUCGCGACCGAGACAUCAAGCCAUGGUACUCUGGAAAAAUGCAAGUCCUCGACCGCAUGCUCGCUAGAAUUCGACAGGACACCAAUGACAAGAUCGUCCUUAUCAGCAAUUACACCCAGACCCUGGAUCUCUUCGACCGAUUAUGCCGCGCGCGCGGUUACGGCAGCUUGCGCUUAGAUGGUACAAUGUCUGUCAACAAGCGCCAGAAACUUGUCGAUAAAUUCAACGACCCCGACGGCCCCGAGUUCGUGUUCCUCCUUAGCAGCAAAGCGGGUGGUUGCGGUUUGAAUCUUAUCGGCGCCAACAGAUUGGUGCUCUUCGAUCCCGACUGGAAUCCAGCGGCCGACCAGCAGGCGCUAGCGCGAGUAUGGAGAGACGGCCAGAAGAAGGAUUGCUUUGUGUACCGCUUCAUCGCUACCGGCACGAUCGAGGAAAAGAUCUUCCAGCGUCAGAGUCACAAGCAGAGCUUGUCCAGUUGCGUAGUUGAUUCUGCCGAGGAUGUCGAGCGCCACUUUUCACUCGAUAGUCUGCGGGAGCUCUUCCAAUACCGGCCCGGCACCGCAUCCGAUACGCAUGACACUUUCAAGUGCAAGAGGUGUAAGCCCGAUGGGAAGCAGUUCAUUAAGGCUCCGGGAAUGCUGUACGGAGAUACCAGCACAUGGAAUCAUUUUGUCAACAACGGUCUUGCUUCUAUCCAGGAUCUGCUGCUGAGACAGGAGACUGGGGAGAACGAGUUCGAGUCCAAGUCGUCUAGGGCAAAGGGCAUCGCCUUUCACCCGAAGCGACCAUGGAUCCUCGUUUCCUUACACUCCUCGACUAUACAACUCUGGGACUACCGCAUGGGCACCUUAAUUGACCGCUUUGAAGAGCACGAUGGCCCUGUUCGAUCCGUCGAUUUCCAUAACACCCAGCCUCUUUUCGUUUCUGGAGGUGAUGAUUAUAAGAUCAAGGUCUGGUCCUACCAGAGCCGGCGAUGUCUCUUUACUUUGAAUGGUCACUUGGACUACGUCCGUACCGUCGUGUUCCACCACGAGCUUCCGUGGAUCUUGUCGGCGUCCGAUGACCAAACGAUCAGAAUAUGGAACUGGCAGAAUCGAUCACUGAUUUGCACCAUGACUGGGCAUAACCACUAUGCCAUGUGUGCGCAGUUCCACCCCAAGGAAGACUUGGUCGUCUCCGCUUCCCUCGAUCAGUCCGUUCGAGUCUGGGAUAUCUCUGGACUGCGCAAAAAGCACUCGGCCCCGACUUCGAUGUCCUUCGAGGAGCAAGUCUCCCGUGCGAACCAGAACCAGACCGACAUGUUUGGAAAUACCGACGCCGUUGUCAAGUUUGUUCUCGAAGGCCACGAUAGGGGUGUGAACUGGGUUGCCUUCCAUCCGACCAUGCCGCUUAUCGUGUCCGCCGGCGAUGACAGGCUCGUAAAGCUCUGGCGCAUGAGCGAAACGAAGGCUUGGGAGGUCGAUACCUGCCGCGGGCACUUCCAGAAUGUGUCUUCCUGUCUCUUCCACCCUCACCAAGAUUUGAUCAUUUCCGUCGGCGAAGAUAAGACUAUUCGCGUUUGGGACCUGAACAAGAGGACCGCUGUUCAGUCGUUCAAGAGAGAGAAUGAUCGAUUCUGGGUUGUCGCUGCCCAUCCUGAAAUCAACCUCUUCGCCGCCGGCCAUGACAACGGUGUCAUGGUUUUCAAGUUGGAGCGCGAACGUCCUGCCUCGGCCAUCUUCCAGAACACCCUCCUGUAUAUCACCAAGGAUAAACACGUCAAGUCUUACGACUUCAAGAAGAAUGCCGAGAGCCCCACACUCCUCGUGCUCAAGAAGCUCGGAAACCCCUGGACACCGCCUCGGACCCUUUCUUAUAACCCUGCCGACCAGUCUAUUCUCGUUACUUCCCCAGCUGAUGGAGGUUCCUACGAGCUUCUCAAGCUUCCUCGGGAUGGUACGGGCGCUAUCGACUCCACCGAUUCGAAGCGUGGAAGCGGUAAUUCCGCCAUCUUUGUCGCCCGAAACCGAUUUGCGGUAUUGAACACCGCCGCGCAGACCAUUGACAUCAAGGAUCUUUCGAACAAUGUUACCCGCUCUUUCAAGCCUCCUCACGGCACCACCGACAUCUAUUUCGGCGGUACGGGAAAUAUUCUCAUCAUCACCCCCACGGCCGUCUAUCUCUAUGAUAUUCAGCAAAAGAAGACUAUUGCCGAACUGACUGUUGCCGGCGUCAAAUAUGUGGUGUGGUCCAACGAUGGCAGGAUCGCGGCUCUUCUGAGCAAGCACAACAUCACUAUCGUUUCCAAGACCCUCGAGCAGCUUAGCACUCUGCACGAGACAAUCCGGAUCAAGAGCGCCACUUGGGAUGAUGCCGGCGUCCUGCUCUAUUCCACUCUGAACCACGUCAAGUAUACCCUUCUAAACGGCGAUAACGGUAUCGUUCGCACGCUCGAUCAGACAGUCUACCUUGUCCGUGUGCAGGGCCGUAAUGUCUAUUGCUUGGAUAGGUCCGCAAAGCCAAGAGUCCUCCACAUUGAUCCCACCGAGUACCGCUUCAAGCUCGCGCUCGUCAAGCGAAACUAUGAAGAAAUGCUUCACAUCAUCCGGACCUCGAGCCUUGUCGGCCAGUCCAUCAUUUCCUAUCUCCAGAAGAAGGGCUAUCCCGAGAUCGCUCUUCAGUUCGUUCAGGACCCAACAACUCGGUUUGAGCUAGCGAUUGAAUGUGGCAAUCUAGACGUCGCCGUUGAGAUGGCGAAGGAGUUGGAUAAGCCAAAGCUCUGGUCUAGGCUAAGUACCGAGGCCUUGGCUCACGGAGCACAUCAAAUUGUUGAGAUGAGCUAUCAGAAGCUCAAGCAGUUUGACAAAUUGUCUUUCUUGUACCUCUGCACGGGUGACAACUCGAAGCUCGCCAGAAUGGCGAAGAUCGCCGAACACCGCGGCGAUUAUACCUCUCGAUUCCAUAAUGCACUUUACCUCGGCGAUGUGGAGGACCGCAUUCAAAUGCUCAAGGAAAUCGAUCUCUAUCCCCUAGCAUACGUGACUGCUAAGUCCCAUGGACUUGAGGAGGAAUGUGAGGCGAUUCUUGAGGCCACUGGCCUCACGGAAGACCAGCUUUCCAUCCCCAGCGUCGGUCAGGGCUUGACACCACCGAGACCUGUUGUCCCCACUUUCAAGAGCAACUGGCCCACAAAGGCGACCUCCCAGUCGUUCUUCGAAAAGGCUCUCCUUGGUCAAGUUGAAGGACUGUCCCUGGAGGAUGAGGCCGCCGAGGGAGAGGCCAUCGAUGAAGAUGACGAAGAUGCGCACAAGCACAAUGGCGCUGCAGCGGAUAUCGUUGAUGAUGAGGAUGUUGCUGGUUGGGAUAUGGGCGAUGAUAUUGUUCCGGAGCUGGAGAAUGACUUUGUCAAUGUGGAAAGCACAGAGGCCGUCGGUUCGGGAAGCAGCGAGGCGGAGCAAUGGGCGCGCAACUCACCUCUGGCGGUUGAUCAUGUUGCUGGUGGAUCGUUCGAGUCCGCGAUGCAACUUCUUAACCGCCAGGUAGGCGCCGUGCACUUCGCGCCUCUGAAGCCGAGGUUCUUGGAGGUAUACCAGGCCUCUAAGACAUACCUCCCCGCGUCCUCUGGUCUGCCUGCUCUUGUCAACUACGUUCGCCGCACGAUCGAGGAGGAUGAUCCUAGGCAGGUACUCCCCAUCGUCCCUCGGGAUUUGGAACAUUUGGCCACAAACGAUCUCCAGAGGGGUUACGACGCCAUGAAAACCAACAAGUUGGAGGACGGUAUCCGCUACUUCAAGGGCAUUCUCCACGCGAUAUUAAUCAAUGCCGUCUCGAGCGAGAGCGAGGUUGAAGAGGCAAAGAAGCUUAUCGCAUCGGCAAGCGAGUAUGCGGUGGCCAUGUCAAUAGAACUGGGCAGGAGGCAGUUGGGUACCCCCGAUGAGGUUUCGAAGAACCCCCAACUUCUCAAGAGGAGCCUGGAGCUGUCUGCGUACUUUACGAUCCCCAAGAUCGAAGUCCCCCAUCGCCAGCUUGUCUUGGGAAGCGCCAUGCAGCAGGCGUUCCGUGCCAAGAACUACGGUUUGGCACUGAGCUUUGCGAACAGGAUCCUCGCAAACGGCGGAUCCAGCAGGAUUGUUGAGAACGCGACCAAGACGAAGAGGCAAUGCGAACGCAACCCCAGCGAUGCUAUUGAGAUCGAGUUCGACCAGUUUGCGGAAUUCGACGUUUGCGCGGCUAGCCACACACCCAUCUACAGCGGGACUUCGUACGAGGAGUGCGCCUUUGACGGAUCCAAGUACCACACCAAGUACAAGGGUCAGGUUUGCAGGGUCUGCGAAGUCUGUGAGAUUGGAAAGCACGGUAGCGGGCUGAAGCUCUUUUUCUAA